AUGCCUGUUGGCGGUGGGGGUUCUCCCCCUCGCCCUGUGCCUUCAACGGAUGCAAGUCGGAGUGUUUCCCCUUUCAGUCGAACAACCCUCUCUAACGAAGACUGGCUUGACCACUUGUUUUCAAAUUUAAGGGAAAAAGUUGACCGUAUCUUGAAGAUAUGGGAUGACAUUGGUCUCGACGAAAAGCCCUACAAAGAACGCAAAUGCAUACUAAAGCGACAUCUGGACAUGUUACUAGAUAAUAUGAUAUCAGAAGAAGAAAGGUCCGUUGCUCAUCUCCACUCAGUCGUGAAUGAAAUGGAGGUAAAGGUUAGCAAACUGAACGGUAUUCUUGGCUUGAAGGACGAACAACUACAGCAGAAUCUGCCUCUUAUUUUACGCGAACGAAACUUGGCGGAGGCUUACAAGCACCUCUCAGUUAUGGUAUCAAACCGAAUUGGCCGUUUCAGAUCACUGGUAGCUGAACAUCAACGCCUUAGUAAAGCACUGGGCAGACCUCUCAAGCAUUAUGCCUACGAUUAUGCCCCUUCACCGCAACUACUUGAGGCAAUUGAACGUGACAUUAAUGAACUUCUCAUAAAGCUGGCACAGCGUUAUGCUGAGACGUGCAAUCAUAAGAUACCCAACCAAGUCAUUGAAAGCGAUACUACUACCGGAGGAAAUGACGACUGCACACUGUCCUCAAACACUUGUGAUGCAAACUCAAACACAAGCACUUCCACUUUUCUUAGCUUAAAGAAGCGUGUUGCUGUGAUAAGGGAGUGUACGCAGACCAACAGGUUGAAAGAGACGAUCAGUUCUAAUCUGUAUGAGUUACAUAAACUCUUUGACGAAUGUUUGGUGGAUCCUUGCAUACGCGAACUUUACCCAUUGGAGACAAAUGAAAGUUCGUUGGACGAGGUUUACCUAGAGCACCUAGAAACUCAAAUCAAGGACUGGCAGGACUAUCGUACUCGCCACACUGACGCAAUCGCAGCUUUCUAUUCUUGGCGUGCUUCAUUCGCUCGUCUACUUCAAGUUGAGGAGCUGUUGUACGAAUCAAAACAUCCUGAGACACGAAGCAAGGAUCUUUUCAAAUUGGAAAGGGAGGCCAUCUCAAUCAGGGAGCGGAUUCUUCCUCAGCUAGAAAAGCUCUUGUUUUCGGCGGCGCGCAAAAGUAGGAACUUCAAGAUUUUCGGUCUGCCUGCCAAAGUUUACAUCGAUGAGGUUAGAAGGGAGGCUGAUAUAGCUCCACCAGGAACGCAACGACUCAGUUCAGAAAAACAGGCUCAGCUUCUUUCGAAAUCUGCACUCCUGCGUACCUCUAACACUACUAAUGCUCGAAGCAAUUUGCGAAAAUCCCUUUUAAGGCUCAAUCAACCACCACAAUCGAUUGUCGUCACAGCUGGGGCUCCUUCGGACGGUUCAAGUUUGAGAGCUAAUUCUUAUUCUGAAUUCAACAAUCCCCACCCUGACAAUAACCAAUCAGCCUCUGCUGUUUCCAAUUCCGCCAAGCUUAGUGAAAAAAGGCCUGGUGGUUUGAAGGCUGAGUGGCCCGGAUUGAGGGACGAGGCUGGCAGUACCACCUUUCCAACCGCUUCAUCAUCUUCAAAGAUUGUUACACCAAGUCGACUUCGUCCACCGCGUAUUAUGGUGGGAUCAGCCUCUAAAACUCGGAGUCCCUUUGUUCCUUAUGGAGGGAUGCAGCAGACAUUCCGGCGGCCUCCCCGGCUACCUGCGGAUUCAUCACACCCGAUAUCAGUGCUGGAUUUUUUCAGUCGUGGCGGCGGGAAACUAGCCCAAGUUUCAAGAAAACUAGAGUUUCCAUGUUUUGGAACUUUGUCGAUCAAAAACGCGGUAUCACGGGUUUGUGCACAGUCAAGCUUGGGCGAUCUGAAUCCUACUUCUUCUAGUCGUUCAGCUAAUCACGAAGACAGCAAUCCGAGCACACACCAAUCCGCAUCCCCUACCUCCGUUAAAAGUGACCCCGUCUUCGCAACACCAAUUGGUCGGGCCCCUGUGGCUCGUAAGAAGGGUACAACCACUCUUCAUCUGUCGGCCUCUUGCGGUUCUCUGAAUCGACUAGCACCACUGUUUGAAGUGCCAUCUCGUCCGGUCUCAGUGAUGGACCUUUUCGGACCUCGAUGCAAUAAUGCCAUUCCUACCCUUGCGGCUAAAAAGACUAGUGGGAAUAAAAUAACUCCAGGCCCCAAGGGGGCGAUGUUUUCAGGAUGGAAAGCAAAGAUGGACAGGGAGACGACUUUACAAGAUGGAUUAAGCGACCGCCUUAUAACUCCAGGGUUUUCCUCUUCCACUUCCCUCCUUGCGGGCAAUCGAUCAGCAUCCCCCAUUUCCGCUAAAAGCGAAGAGAUCUUCACUACACCCGUUUGUCGAGCUCCUAUCCCAAGCAUUCAAAAGAAUGGUCUUCAUACUGCUCCCUUGGUCUCAACGACUACGACAUCAAGUCGACUGCGUACAACGCGUGUUGUGGCAAGUUCUGCAGUCAUAACUCCAAUCAUGUCGACCCCUCGCAGUCGGCUGGAUCAAAUGACAUCACGGGCUCUGCCAGCUUCUGAAGAGUCGUCGCGUUCACUCUCAGUGGUUGAAUUUUUCCGCCGUGGUGGUAAGCAUGAUACCAUGAAAAGCAUCCUGCCACAACUUUACGAAGCCGGCCAACAGAUGAACACGAGCCUUCAGGAGGAUAUCAUUUUUUAG
Molecule: messenger RNA, 2694 nt
Organism: Hydatigera taeniaeformis
Lineage: Eukaryota; Metazoa; Platyhelminthes; Cestoda; Cyclophyllidea; Taeniidae
Source: the annotation of a GenBank genome assembly